UCUCAUUCGCACGCCGUCAGGAAUCGAGCCCCUGUAUUCUUACUAGAGGUAUUCUAGUGCGGAAAAUCGGUGUCGCCUGUUAAACAGAAUGGAAGAAAUGGAAGUUGAAAACGAAGAAAGCAACGAAAAAGAAGUGAUUCAAGAAGACACAGAUGAAACCAAGAAAAUGACAGGCAACGAAAUAGAUAAGCAAGUGAAUAUAAAAAUCGACGACAAGAAUGAGUCCGACAGCAGUGAUGAUACCGAAGACGCCAAUGAAGCGGAAGUGAAAUCUCUGGAAGCUAACCUGGCGACGAAUUCAUAUGAUUACGGCAGUCAUGUAGCCCUGAUCAACAAACUGCGAAAAAUGGGCGAGCUGGAGCGCUUACGAAUUGCUAGAGAGAACAUGAGUAUUGUGUACCCAUUAAGCCCCGAUCUCUGGCUUUCCUGGAUACAAGACGAAAUAAGUUGUGCAACUACAACCGAUCAGAAAGACAAUAUAGUUAAACUAUGCGAACGAGCUGUUAAAGAUUAUAUCUCUGUGGAAGUAUGGCUAGAGUAUUUGCAGUUUAGUAUUGGGAAUAUGUGUAUAGAAAAAGAUGGAGCUAAGAAUGUUCGUCAACUUUUUGAACGGGCCUUAACUACUGUCGCAUUGCAUACUAUUAAAGGAGCUAUUAUAUGGGAAGCAUUCCGAGAAUUUGAAACUGUUCUGUUGACAUUGGUCAAUCCUGAAAGUAUAGCUGAAAAGAAAGAAGCACUAGAGCGCAUUGGUAAUUUAUUCCGACGACAACUGGCUUGUCCUCUUUUAGACAUGAAUAAAACAUAUGAGGAAUAUAAAUCAUGGCGUGCAGGAAAUGGUGCUGAAGCAGUUAUAGAUGAAAGUAUUGUUUCAAGAGGUUAUGAACAGGCUAAUGCAAAAUUAAAUUCCAUUCUUACUUAUGAGGAGAAACUUAUCUCUACACAAGGCGAAAAUGAACUGCUUGAUGCUUACAAAGAAUAUUUACUGUAUGAAAAACAACAAGAUGAUCCGGGACGUAUUACAGUUCUGUACGAAAGAGCAAUAACCGAUUUAAGCUUAGAUGUAUCAAUUUGGUUAAACUAUCUCACUUAUCUAGAGGAUAAAAUUAAGAUCGAAUCUGUGUUGGAUACUGUUUAUCAAAGAGCAUCGAGAAACAUACCAUGGUGCUCAAAGCUUUGGCAAAAAUGGAUAAGAUCGUAUGAAAGAUGGCAGAAACCUGUAUCAAAAGUACAAAUAUUAUUGGAAAAUGCCUUGACCACUGGCUUCUCGAUAGCAGAAGAUUAUCGAAAUUUAUGGAUGACAUAUCUCGAGUUUCUGCGACGUAGAUAUGAAAUGGUUCUUGAAGAAGAAGAGAAACGUCUAGAUGUCCUUCUUGACACAUUUAAUAAAGCAUGCGAUUAUAUGGCUCAAUGUUUCGGGUUGAACGGCGAUCCUGAUUGUAUUAUCCUACAAUAUUGGGCAAGAACUGAAGGAAUACAUGCAAAUAACAUGGAAAGGGCAAGAGUAUUAUGGGCUGAUAUCCUCUCGCAAGGACAUUCUACGAAAGCAUCUUAUUGGCUAGAAUAUAUAGCACUGGAAAGAUACUGCGGUGACACAAAGCAUUUGAGGAAAUUGUAUCAUAAAGCAUUAGCAUCAGUAACAGACUGGCCGGAAAGUAUAGCGAAUUCUUGGAUAGAUUUCGAACGCGAUGAAGGUAAUUUAGAGCAAAUGGAAAUAUGUGAAAUGAAAACGAAAGAGAAACUUGAGAAAAAUGCGGAAGAGAAACGAAAAAUUCAAGAAACUUCUACUGAAAGUAAAUUGUCUAUGCAUUACAAGAAAAUAAACAAACGAAAAUCUGACGAUACCGGAAAAUGGAAAAACUUAAGUUGUCUUCAACCGAAGAUAGUAAAAAAUGACAAAAUACAAGUAAAACCAAAAUUACAAGAUUAUUUAAAUAUUAAUGCUAAAAUAAACAAUAAUGGAACAGAAUCGGAAUCAAAAAUUAUACCGCCCGGUUUUACAGUACUAGAGAAUAAAUAUAUAGAUGCAGAUAAUCAGAAAGAAGUAGAUAAUAAUAUUACAGUUUUUGUCAGUAAUUUGGAUUACACAGCGACUGAAGAGGAAGUGAGAGAUGCUUUAAAACUAGCUGGACCAAUAACAUUAUUCAAAAUGAUCAAAGAUUACAGGGGACGUAGCAAAGGCUAUUGUUACGUACAAUUAAGCAACGCGGAAGCCGUGGAAAUAGCUUUGAAAAUGGACAGAAUUGCAAUAAGAGGGCGUCCUAUGUUUGUAUCAAGAUGCGAUCCGAACAAAAAUACCAGACGGUCCGGAUUCAAAUAUAGCUCUACACUCGAAAAGAAUAAAUUAUUUGUUAAAGGAUUACCGAUUACGACGACAAAAGAGGAACUUGAAGAGAUAUUUAAGAUUUAUGGAGCUUUGAAGGAAGUUCGUUUAGUUACUUACCGAAACGGACAUUCGAAAGGCUUAGCUUACGUUGAAUAUUGCGACGAGGCAACUGCUGCGAAGGCUCUUUUAGGUAUUGACGGUAUGAAGAUUCACGGCAAAGUGAUCAGCGUUGCUAUAAGUCAACCGCCCUAUCGCAAGAAAAGUCAAACCGUGGAGGACAACGAUGGACAGAUCAAGUCAUUAGGUGCAACAGCGACUAGCCGUACAGCAUUUGGCGUACCCAAAAUUUUAUUAUCUAUGGUACCUCGUAAUGUUAAGAUUAAUAGUAGUAAUGAUAGCAGUAAUGGUAAUGUAAAUCUCACUGGACAUGGAGUUGCACAGUCAAUGAGUAAUCAGGAUUUCAGAAAUAUGUUACUUAAUAAGAAAUAAAAUGCUAUAUUAUACAACUAGACAGUGUUCACAGCCAGAUUUUAUAUAUACAGGAUAUUCUAAACUUUCGAGAUAGCAAGAUAUUUCGAAAACAAAAUAUUUUAAAG
Messenger RNA from Harpegnathos saltator (Jerdon's jumping ant), 2919 nucleotides. Its product is annotated as squamous cell carcinoma antigen recognized by T-cells 3. The transcript has 6 exons. Bases 89 to 2812 code for a protein of 907 amino acids. Gene Ontology annotation, biological process: RNA processing. Gene Ontology annotation, cellular component: nucleus. The record is from RefSeq and is a predicted model, not a curated record. Gene Ontology annotation, molecular function: RNA binding; protein binding. Lineage: Eukaryota; Metazoa; Arthropoda; Insecta; Hymenoptera; Formicidae.